This is a messenger RNA of Leguminivora glycinivorella, 858 nucleotides long. It is a transcript of the gene CCDC53, whose product is annotated as WASH complex subunit 3. Gene Ontology annotation, cellular component: WASH complex. Gene Ontology annotation, biological process: exocytosis; actin filament polymerization. The transcript has 3 exons. Bases 181 to 717 code for a protein of 178 amino acids. The record is from RefSeq and is a predicted model, not a curated record. NCBI's taxonomy places the organism in Eukaryota, Metazoa, Arthropoda, Insecta, Lepidoptera, Tortricidae.
UGACUGACGUUUGUUUCCUUUCAUUACUUUUAAUACUUUUGAGUUUUGUUCAUCAUUUAUUGUUCUAAAUUGAAUGUUUGCGAUGUUUUUACUUAUUUAAUUCAAUCAAAUGCCUUGAAAGUGUUAAUGUAUCGUACAACAUUAUUAAACAGUUGUUUAUUCCUUUAGCUAAGCGUAAACAUGAGUUUACAAGGACCGACUGUCGGUCACGACAUAAACAAUGUAGAUUUAUCCAAAAUAGCUGGGUUGCAGCAGAAGAGAACUUUGGCGUUUGUUAAUCAUUUCCUCGUAACUACUGUACAGUUUUUGAAUAAGUUUACAAAGGAUUGUGAAGAAAAGCUAAUGAAUUUUGAAUUGAAACUUGAAAAAGUUAAUGCUACCAUGGUCUUGUUGGAAGCUAAGCUAUCAUCAAUUCCCGAAGUAAGCAUUCAGUCACAAUGUAAGACAGAGGACCCUCAACAAGAUACAAAUGCAGGUAAACCAGAUCAUAUACCAGUAGAUAGUACAGAGCCGUCACAAAAUACAAACCCAGAAACAUCUGAAGGCAGUGAUACUACAGCAACAAAAGAAGUUGGCAUGGAGGAAGCUUCCGUAGCUCCUGAGUACAUGAGGUUUGUAAAAAUGGUACAGGUUGGAGUGCCUCUUCAGGCAGUAAAACUGAAAUUAACAAUGGAAGGCUUAGACCCCAAUGUAUUUGAUAGAGUAAUGAACAAAUAAAAUAAAUAGGCUUAUUUAAAUAUAUUUUAUGAACUAAGUUAUGUCAGAACAAUAUUUUCAUAAUGGUGAUGUAAAUACCUAAUCAAAUGCUAAACACAUAUGUACAAAAUGAAAUAAAUUUAUUUAUAUGCAAAUGAAAAA